Lolium rigidum is the source of this 560-nucleotide messenger RNA. RefSeq lists its product as uncharacterized. The record is from RefSeq and is a predicted model, not a curated record. NCBI's taxonomy places the organism in Eukaryota, Viridiplantae, Streptophyta, Magnoliopsida, Poales, Poaceae. The coding region runs from base 1 to 456 and encodes 151 amino acids. The transcript has a single exon.
AUGUCGUCUACCCUUUCACUUCAAACCAUGCGGCCGGCCGCCGGGCUUGGACUCCGUCACGGAUUGCCGCCGUGCCACGCCCUGUCGCCGCAAUCGAGGAGGCCGCGGGCCGUGGCGACGGUGAGAUGCGGCGCCUUCCAACGGGACCACUACGGCGGAGCGCUGGUGGACGAGAGUAUGACGGUGCUGCGGCGAAAGAUCCGGGAGGCGCGGAUGGCGGAGACCAACUACGAGGCGCCGCCGGGGUGGGCAUCGUGGGAGAAGCGCUACUACCCGGCGUACGUCUCCGACGUGUCCGCGCUCGCCGGCACGCUGCAGCUGAUGCUCAUGGGCACCAGGCCCGGCGUCGCCGUGGCCGUGGCCGCGCUGCUGCUCGGCGGCGUGCCGGUCUCCGCCGCAGUCGCCCUGCACCUCCUCGGGCAGGCGGCGGGAACCGUUCUGCAGCACGUUUCUUGACUGGUUCGCCGCGAUUUCUGUGUGUAAAUAGUGCGACGGAUCGAAAGAUCUGACGGACAUACGAUUCGUUUGGUUUUCGCUGAGCCGAUUACCGAUAUAUACAU